AUAGAGGAGAGGUGAGCGCCGGCCGGACUCUGACUGCGGAGGCCGCGAGGCUGAGAGGCUGGGACACCCGGACUCCCCAAGACCCGGCCGAGCGGGCAGAGCCGGACCGCUGACCCAAAGGGCCCUCUGCUGGACGGCAAGUUCCGCCACUCCGGCCUGGCCACGGCCACAACGUAUUGGGCCGGGAGUGGGUUUCCCCCCAAGUGCGACCCCCAUCCCGGGGAAGCUGUUCCACGCGAAGACAGUGACGCGCCUGUGAGUAUGGAUUCUACUUGGAUCUACUGGGUGACGCUGAUGGGCUGGCUAGCCAGAGGGGCUUCAUCCUCGCCGCUGGACACAGUGGGCGCCCCGCAGGACCUGCGGAUCGUCGACCCCGGGUUUUUGGGCUUCAUGAGCGUCACAUGGCAGCCGCCUUCCACCUUGCCCGCUCCCGGGAGCUGUGCAGUUCGCUACGAGCUAAAAUACCGCAACGCCGGCCAGGAGUAUUGGCAGACCGUCAUCACCACAAAGUUAAGCUAUGAAGAUGAGUUUGAUCUCAAUGGGGCCAUCGAAGCCAAGGUGCGCACCAUUCUGGGGGACGACUGCAUGGAUGGCUCAUCUCUCCACAGCCCGUGGGUGCAGACGGUGGUCCAGCCUGACUCUCGAGGAGCGCUGGGAACCAGAGUCCAGGACCUGCGUUGUGUCUACACCAACUGGGAGCAGCUGCUCUGCACCUGGAGGCCAGGAGAGGAUGCCCCCCCGGAGGCUGACUACCACCUGUAUUAUUGGUACCACGGGCUGGCACAGGCUCAGGUCUGCGAGGACUACGUCUCAGCAGAUGGGAGACACGUGGGCUGCCGCUUCCCCAGCCUGCAGGAGGCCGAGUACAAGGAUUUCAAUAUCUGUGUCAACGGCUCCUUCUCCUCGCCCCCCACAUCCCUGCAGCCCACCUAUUUCACCCUCCAGCUUCAGAAUAUUGUCCAGCCCCGGCCCCCCGAAGGACUGACCAUGCAGCAGAAGAACCCAGAGGGACCCCUCCUGGAGUGGCAGCCUCCCCGCGGGCUCAUCCCUCCGGCCUGCCUGGAGUACCACAUCCAAGGCAAGGGUCCACUUGGAGCACUCUGGGAGCGCUGGUCGUCGGACCCGGAGGCGCUGCUCCCGCAGCCCGGACCCGGCAGACCCGCCACCUGCGUGCGUGUGCGGGCCCGCGUCAACAUGUUCUGCGCCCAAGACGGACUCUGGAGUGAGUGGAGCGCCGAGCUCUGCCUACCAGAGCCCGAGGGGCGGCCGCACAUGCUGUGGGCGCUGUCGGUGGUGGGGCUCGUUUCGGCCGGUGCCGUCGUGGGGCUCCUGCUGCUAGGCUGGAGGCACAAGGCGCUCCUGAAGCCGGUCCUGGCCAGGAUGGGGGUACCCUCCUCCAGGGGGUCCGGCGUCUCGCCCCGUCCCGCCUGUCCAAAGGACAGUCCAGGCGCCGUCCGUCCCGAGCGAGAGGAUGAAGUUUAGCCCCUGACCGCUGCCGGCAGAGCCCCCCGGACGGAGGGUCCGGGCGGGCGGGGAAGGGGUCUGCGGCGGGGGGAGGGCAGGGACUCCCCCCGAAACGCGGCGGUCGGGAGGGACGGGGGUCCAGGCCGGCCGUCGGAAGCUUUCUGUCCCCGAGCCGGCACGGCGUCUCCUCUCUUUCAUUCAUUCAGUCGUAUUUAUUGGGCGCUUACUAUGUGCAGAACACUGUACUUAGCGCUUGGA
Ornithorhynchus anatinus (platypus) is the source of this 1722-nucleotide messenger RNA. It is a transcript of the gene IL13RA2, whose product is annotated as interleukin 13 receptor subunit alpha 2. The transcript has 10 exons. Gene Ontology annotation, molecular function: cytokine receptor activity; protein binding. Bases 262 to 1482 code for a protein of 406 amino acids. Gene Ontology annotation, cellular component: external side of plasma membrane. Lineage: Eukaryota; Metazoa; Chordata; Mammalia; Monotremata; Ornithorhynchidae. The record is from RefSeq and is a predicted model, not a curated record. Gene Ontology annotation, biological process: cytokine-mediated signaling pathway.